Harpegnathos saltator (Jerdon's jumping ant) is the source of this 1009-nucleotide messenger RNA. Its product is annotated as zinc finger CCHC domain-containing protein 10. The record is from RefSeq and is a predicted model, not a curated record. Gene Ontology annotation, molecular function: zinc ion binding; nucleic acid binding. Bases 249 to 662 code for a protein of 137 amino acids. The transcript is spliced from 3 exons. Lineage: Eukaryota; Metazoa; Arthropoda; Insecta; Hymenoptera; Formicidae.
UCGUCGAGUCGGUGCUUGAAAAGCAUUCUCCAAUUCUGCAUUUAAUAACUAAAUGAGCGAGGAAAAUGGCGUGUGGAAAUUAUAGUCUUAUAGACCGGAGCCAGAUAUAGAACCAACCAAUCAAACGAGCGCGCUGAUAGUGAGGUUCUUCGAUAUGUAAACAAAGUUCAAAACACGAGGUCGAGAACGCAAUUGCGGUCGAUUUUCCGAUCGAAUUUUUUGUUGUGUAAUUAUACAAAAAACGAAUAAUGAGCACGAACGGCAUGAAAAUGUUAAAGAAAACGAAUCCGUAUCCUCAAGGGAUGCGUUGCCAGAAAUGUUUGGAGAUGGGUCACUGGAGCUACGAAUGCAAGGGAAAGAGAAAGUAUUUGCACAGAUCUUCUCGUACUGCACAACUCAAAAAGGUCUUGCAGAAGCAGCAGGAAAGCAAUGAACAAGAGCAAAAGGAAGAAACAAAGAAAAGUCAUGUCAGGAAGAAAAUGAGAAAGGAAUCCAGCAGUUCCAGUAACUCAAGCUCUUCUAGCAGUGAUGCUAGUAAUACAAGUAGUAGUGAAAGUAGCAGCAGUUCUUCAUCAGACAGCGAAUCAGACUCCAGUGAUAGUCUAUCUAGCAGCAGUAGUAGCAGUAGUAGCAGUAGUAGUAGUAAUAAUUCCAGCCAAUAGUACAGGAAAAAAAAUUUCUCCGGUACCUUGUUUUGUAUUGAUAAUGGCUUAUAUGACCAUGUUAUGUUGAGUAGAACAACUCAAGAAAGUAUGAAGUACAAAUGGAAGUAAAGAAAAAUACAGAACAUUGCUGCUUUAGAUUUACUUCAUAUUAUACAGAGCAAUAUAAUUCACAUGUGAAAAUUACAUUAUUUGUAACUCAAUUUCUUCUCUCGCUAGAUAUAUAUGAUAGAUAUAUUCGUUUGAUAUUGGAUAUUAACUGUCGUAAUUUGAUCAUUUGUUCAUCUCAUGUUUCAUUGCCUCAAGACAAUUUGCUACUUUGAUUUAUAUCAUAAGUUUAAUUUCUU